AUUCUGCCGUCGGUUGAGGGUUCCCUUUCCGCGUCGCCGACUCUAAAUCCCCCGGUAACCGUUACGACUCGUUACACUACUAAAUACCGGCGUGUUAGUCGAGUCCCGAAGCAGACGGUUCUUUGCUCUUAUUUAACGUGCGGCCGGGCGGAAGGAUCCGUCUGAUCUUUGUAAAUAUUUUCAACCGGCGCGGCACGAGGCAGAGUGGCGCGCUUCUUACGAGAUGCCGACACCGUCCGACCGGUCUGGACCGGAUUACCGAUGGCUAUCCGCGGUGUGACCGUCCCGGUUGGCCCCUGAGAACACACCAGGACCCCGCUGUUAACCGAGUUUUAUUCCGCCGCUGCGUCUCUUCAGGAGGGGGAAGCCACGUCCAGCAUGCUGCUCUCCAAACGGGGCUCCUUCCCUCACAUCGCGCCCGGCGUGGACCUGCCGGCGAAGCUUCAGCCAGCCAAAUCGGAGAAGCAGCCGUUCGAGAAGCUGUACCGACUGGGCUCGGUGCUCGGCAGCGGGGGAUUCGGUACGGUCUACUCGGCCGUCCGCCUCGCGGACGGGCUGCCGGUGGCGGUGAAGCAUGUGUGCAGGGACAGGGUGACCGAGUGGGGCUCUCAGUGCGGCGCGGUGGUUCCUCUGGAGGUCGUGCUGUUGCAGAAAGUGGGCGGGGCGUUCGGCGGCGUGGCGCGGCUGUUGGGCUGGUGGGAGCAGGCGGACGGCUGGCUGAUGGUGAUGGAGCGGCCCGAGCCCGGCCAGGACCUGUUCGACUACAUCACGGAGCGCGGCGCGCUGGACGAGGCGGCGGCGCGCGGCUUCUUCCUCCAGGUGCUGGAGGCGGUGCGCCACUGCUACGCCUGCGGCGUCGUCCACCGAGACAUCAAGGACGAGAACCUGCUGGUGGACCUGCGGACCGGACAGAUCCAGCUGAUCGACUUCGGCUCAGGCGCCCUCCUGAAAGACGGCGCCUACACCGACUUCGAUGGCACGCGGGUGUACAGCCCUCCCGAGUGGAUCCGGUUCCGUCGGUACCACGGUCGAACGGCGACCGUCUGGUCUCUCGGCGUGCUGCUGUACGACAUGGUGUGUGGCGACAUCCCCUUCGAACAGGACGAGGACAUCCUGAGAGGGCGGGUCUACUUCAGACGGGAACUCUCCUCCGAAUGCCAGCAGCUGAUUGGCCGGUGUCUGAGCCAGCAGCCGUCUGACCGGCCGACCCUGGAGCAGAUCCUCCUCCACCCCUGGGUGACGGACACCGACGGCGUCACGCUCCACGCCAUCACAGCCACUUCAGACUCCUCAGACUCCUCCUCCAGCCAGCAGAGCCUCUGAUUGGUCAGCAUUAGUUUGCUGGGAAGUCUCUUUUUUUUUUUUUUUUCUGAGCAGCUCUGCUCCACAGCGCCCCCUCCGGGCCACAGAGGGGGCGACAGGCGGGGUGCCACCCGUCAGGUGGUGUUCAGAGUGCCUUGAGUUUGAAAGCUGCUGUGCGGAUCGGGGGUCGGUUAAUGAAACAAGAGGUGGUUAAGUCCCAGAAGAAUCCACUUAGUCUCCAAAGAAAGUUAAAAUGAACGAGCUAAGAUGCAGUGACUCGUUUUAUAGGGUUUUUACUUCCUGUUUCCAGUCUCUGUGCUAAGCUACGCUAACAUACGUCUUCAAUGUCGAUAUUCUCACUUCACACUCGGCAGGAAGUGAUUAACAGGAUCACCCAAAUAAUGUCUGACUGUAUUCCUGUCCUGAGAACCCCCACCUCCCAUACCACAUGAGCCCCCCCCCCCCCCCCCCCCCCCCGCAUUUCCUACACAACAAGCAAACAUAUCGAAUACCUGCAGGCAGAAAUUAAUCCCAAAAAAUAUUUAUAUUUUUCAAUCAGGAAAUGCAUGUUAUGGUUUUCUCCGCUACCCUCUUCAGGAAAAACUUUAUUUUUCUACAGUUGUGCGCAUCGAGACAGUCGUUUGAUUGUUUGAAAGUUUUUGAUCGGCCUCUGGGUAUAAAACGCACAGUCAAUGCAAAUAUUCAGUAUUAUAUUUUGAAUAUACUGUAUGAGUUUGUUUACAUAUGUAUAUAUUUUUAUAUAUGUUGUACAUUAUUUUUUUAUUUCUUUAGUAAAGAGACGCUCAUCAUUUGGUUAUUUAUUUAAGUUGUCUGACUUUUCUAAGAUGUUUUUCAUGUUUGUAAUUAACUUUUUUUUUUUUUUUUUUUUAAAUGGGAAUAAAAUCGAGGUCAGGAAUCCUCCGUUUCAUUUUGAUGUUUUGAAAUAAACAAUUCUGACAG
This is a messenger RNA of Cyclopterus lumpus (lumpfish), 2262 nucleotides long. Its product is annotated as serine/threonine-protein kinase pim-3-like. Gene Ontology annotation, cellular component: cytoplasm. The record is from RefSeq and is a predicted model, not a curated record. The coding region runs from base 379 to 1323 and encodes 314 amino acids. The transcript has 6 exons. Gene Ontology annotation, molecular function: ATP binding; protein serine/threonine kinase activity. Lineage: Eukaryota; Metazoa; Chordata; Actinopteri; Perciformes; Cyclopteridae. Gene Ontology annotation, biological process: regulation of mitotic cell cycle; negative regulation of apoptotic process; protein autophosphorylation.